AAUAAAUCCAUUUCUUAGGUUGAAGAAGCUCUGAAUUCUCAUCUUCCGCGCUCUCGUGAUCUCCGGUUCUCCGCCGUGCGUUCUACUCCGUUCGUUUGGCUCCGUAAUCUUCUGACUGAUCGAUCGGAGAGGAACGCGACGGAGAGAGGAGUUUAAGGAGGAGAACAGUAAUUGUCAAGGGACGUUCUUGGUGUACUGUGCGGAUAUCUUGCUUGACAGAAUACAAUGGUCACUGCUGAAAAGGACGUAGAGAAUAAAGAAUACCGUCUUCCCCGAGAAGUCAAGGAUGCACUACAAGUGGUAGCGUCCGAAUGGGAGGAUGUGAUUGAUUCAAAGGCAUUGCAGGUCAUCCCCUUGAAGGGUGCGCUUACCAAUGAGGUUUUCCAGAUAAAAUGGCCAACUAGAGAGGGUGGACCCUCGCGUAAGGUUCUGGUUAGGAUUUAUGGUGAGGGUGUGGAUAUAUUCUUUGACCGUGAGGAGGAGAUCAGAACAUUCGAGUUUGUGUCGAAACAUGGGCAAGGACCACUGUUAUUAGAGAGGUUCCGCAAUGGUCGUAUCGAAGAGUUCAUCCGUGCACGGACACUAUCUGCAUGUGAUUUGCGUGACCCUGAAAUAUCUGCACGUAUAGCAGCCAAAAUGAAAGAGUUUCACAAUCUUGAAGUGUCUGGUUUGAAGAAGGCCUGGGUUUGGGAUAGACUACGAAAUUGGCUGAGUGCAUGCAAGAGACUGGAUUUAGCAGAAGAAGCUAAAUCCUUCGGUCUCGAUGCUAUAAAGGACGAAAUUAUUUUGCUUGAGAAAUCUCUCUCUAGGGAUGGUGAACUUAUUGGAUUCUGCCACAAUGAUUUACAGUAUGGUAACAUAAUGAUCGAUGAAGAGAACCGAUCAAUAACAAUCAUUGAUUACGAGUACGCGAGCUACAACCCUGUUGCAUAUGACAUAGCUAAUCACUUCUGCGAGAUGGCUGCCGACUACCAUACCGAAACGCCUCACAUUUUGGAUUACAGUAAAUAUCCUGGUGUGGAGGAGCGUCGAAGGUUUCUGCAAAUCUAUCUGAGUUCCUCUGGUGAGAAGCCGGGCGAUAGUGAGGUGGAGAUGCUGCUCGGAGAUGUUGAGAAGUAUACUCUAGUGAGCCAUCUGGCAUGGGGUUUAUGGGGAAUAAUAUCGGAAAAUGUGAACCAAAUCGACUUCGACUACAUGGAAUAUGCAAGGCAAAGGUUCGAGCGGUAUCGGCAAACAAAGGCAAAGUUCUUGGCUAAUCCCUGAAUCAUAGUCACAGGUACUACUCUCCUCUUUGUGUCGUCACUGAACGGAAGGCAGAUCAAAUCGCUCUUAGAGGCUCCUACACUAUCAACUAGGUAAUAUCCUUCGACCCAAACAACUUCAUCCGAAUGAAACUGUUACAUUUUUUUUUGGUAAAUCGAAACUGUUACAUUGUAUAAGAUCUCGAGAAGAUAAAAAUGGAUUCGACUGUUGAAAAAAUUUAGAAAUAUUAUUUUUCUUUUUUUGUAGAGCCAAACACUUAAUCUCCUCAUUAGCUGAUCUUCCCUUUAAAUA
Messenger RNA from Tarenaya hassleriana, 1554 nucleotides. Its product is annotated as probable choline kinase 2. Gene Ontology annotation, molecular function: ethanolamine kinase activity; choline kinase activity. Gene Ontology annotation, cellular component: cytoplasm. The record is from RefSeq and is a predicted model, not a curated record. Gene Ontology annotation, biological process: phosphatidylcholine biosynthetic process; phosphatidylethanolamine biosynthetic process. Lineage: Eukaryota; Viridiplantae; Streptophyta; Magnoliopsida; Brassicales; Cleomaceae. The transcript is spliced from 8 exons. The coding region runs from base 226 to 1263 and encodes 345 amino acids.